UCGGGCGCAUUUGAAUUUCACGACACAGCAUUCCACCGCACCCUUUACCAUCGAACUGAGGAUUUCCGGAGUUCUUUCUUGUGUAUGCAGAAUCAUAUAGGUACCAACAAAUGAGCAACUAAGCGACGGACACCUCUUUUUCGUGCCAUAUAAGCGACAAUCGCGUCGUCCCAUCCUCAUCACCCUUUCGACGACGCGACUACCUACAUCAUGGCCUCACCUCCCGUGGUUGGGUCGCCAACGGCCAUCUCCCCGCCGUAUCCAUCCCCCGCACAGUUGCCGAACAAAAAGCGAACCUCGAAUUUCGACGGCCAUGGCCAGCAAAUCAAACGCAGAAAGGCGUCGAUAGCCUCGCAGUCCUCGGGGCUGGCGCAUCCGCUCCGACAAACCUCGUUCCCUCCUGAAGCGCGAUCCCCCUUUGCACGCUCGCCGUCUGUCGAUACGAUGUCGCAUGUUAGUGGCAGCGCCGUAAGCGAAGCGGCCAGCGGUGUUACAAAGGGAAAAAAGAAGACCAAGUCGAAAUCAAAGAAGAAGGGCGACGGAUCGAAAGAAGCAACGCCGAGCGCCGUUGGUGGCAAAUCUGGCACCAGCAUCGUAGGACAAGCAGGAGACAAGGAUGCCGAGGACGAAGAAGACGAUGACAAGGCUGAGAUGGCGGUGGAGGAUGUCGUUGCCAGAACGCAGGAACAGAAGCAGGAGGAGAUCCGACUGAGGGCUAUGCUUGUGGAGGCAUUCGACCCCGAACAAUAUAACCGCUACGAGUUGUGGCGAGCAGCCAAGCUGUCUGAUGCCGUUGUCAAAAGAGUGGUGAAUGCGACAGUAUCCCAGUCCGUCCCGCAAAUGGUUAGCACCGCUGUAAAGGCGGUAGCCAAGAUUUUUGCGGGCGAACUCAUCGAGCAAGCGCGAGAGAUCCAGGAUGAGUGGAUAUAUGCGGGCGAGGAGCAGGUAAAGCAACCAGAAGGACCGCGGCCUGCGGAUGACGACAAGGGCUUAGAGGACUACGUUCGGGACGAGCGAGCCUGGGCACUGGCCGAGCGAGACAAGGAAGAGGGCAAGAAGACACGAAGCGGCCCUCUGCGACCAGAUCACCUACGAGAAGCCUGGCGUCGUUACAAGCUUACGACAGAGGCACGAGGCGUGGGGAUGCAGCAACUCUGGCAAACGCAGCAGCACACGGGCGUAGAGCGCUUCUCGACGAAAACCAGGAAGAGAAUGUUUAAAUAGGACAGAAGCAGGUGAAUACUGCCGGCUACGAUCGCCGUUUGAGCUGGAGGACGGGAACAUAUUUGCUUUUAUGGCGUUUGCAUCAAACAGGAGCGAUGGGAAUUCAUGACAACUUUUGCAGAGCCUACAGUUGGGCUUUUUACUUUACUUUACUUGUAUACUACGGUGCUAAUAGGAAGAAGAGUAAUUACAAUUUCUUACGUACCUUUUCAUGUAUUCUCAUUGUCUAAUUUUCUCUAUCCGUGUAUACAUCUAUGUGUACGUACAUCCCUUGCU
This is a messenger RNA of [Torrubiella] hemipterigena, 1500 nucleotides long. The record is from the annotation of a GenBank genome assembly. NCBI's taxonomy places the organism in Eukaryota, Fungi, Ascomycota, Sordariomycetes, Hypocreales, Clavicipitaceae.